Messenger RNA from Chelonus insularis, 3388 nucleotides. RefSeq names its product vacuolar protein sorting 50 (gene Vps50). The transcript is spliced from 6 exons. Lineage: Eukaryota; Metazoa; Arthropoda; Insecta; Hymenoptera; Braconidae. Bases 311 to 3115 code for a protein of 934 amino acids. Gene Ontology annotation, molecular function: SNARE binding. The record is from RefSeq and is a predicted model, not a curated record. Gene Ontology annotation, cellular component: EARP complex. Gene Ontology annotation, biological process: endocytic recycling; retrograde transport, endosome to Golgi.
UAUCAGUGAUGGCAAAUCAAGAACUUUUGUAAUACACAUUCCUUACUGAUCUUAACCUAUUAUUAAUCAUUCAAAUGUUAUGGGAAUAAAUUAAUUGCAGUAUUUAUUUUGUUAUAAAUAAUAAAAUGUAACUUUCUAGCUCGUAUAACAUUCAUCGAAAUAACAAAAAUAUUAAUGUCAAUGUACAUGACAAUAUGUGUAAUAUAUAUCAUUUAAUUCUCAGCAAAAGUUGAAUAAAAAGAAUAAUAAUUCUUACUGAGUCAAUUGAUUUCGAAAAUGUGUGAUUAGCGAUUAUUCAAAUAUUAUUGCAAUGGAGGAUUUAAAAAUCAAAUUUUUGGAACUUAUUAAUAAGCAGAACCAAUCGAGGAUUCCAUCAAUGGGCUUGAAUCCUGAGCUUUUAAAUCCUGACGAGCAUUGUAAGCGUGAUGAAAACCAAUCGGAGCAUAGUCAUUCCAUAGAUAGUGAAACAAUACCCGAUGAAGAUAUUCUCGAGUCAGUUGAACAAGUUUAUUUUGAAGCAGACGGAAAUUUUGAUUCAUGUAGACAUGUAUUGACUAAGUUUUCUCAAGAUCUUAACUGUAAAAAUAUCGAGAAAUAUAGUAAAAAACUAAAACAACAGCAACAAGUUAUAUCUAAAAAAGUUCUCCAACUGAUACUACAGAAACAAACUACAUGUAACCAAGAAUUCAGUGAAAUUCUUAAAAUUCAAGAUCAAUUAAAAAGUUUACUUGAAGUUUGCCAAACUGGAAGGAAAAAUCUUAAUUCUGCCAAACUACAAUUUACUACAGCAAGUCUUGGUAUUCUUGCUAAUUACAAAAAGAGACAAACUGUUCAAAAGCUUUUACAUAGUCUCAAUACCAUAAAAACUUUGCAACGAACUGAAGAUCGUCUCCAAGAGCUUUUAGCAGAAGAAAAUUAUCCAGGAGCUAUUUCUCUUCUCCUUGAAUGCCAAAGUGUAGCACAAACUUACAAACACUUUCGUUGCGUAGCAGCUUUAAAUGGAAAACUUCAAGAUACUCUAGAACAAGCCGAAGAAACAUUAGAUGUUACAUUAUCAAGAAUAUGCCAACAAUUUAAUGAAAAAACUUAUUGUUCUAUUCAUCAAGCCUAUAAACUUUUAGGAAAAACUCAAAUAGCCAUAGAUCAACUGCACAUGCAUUUUACAGCAACAAUUCACAGUACUGCUUUUGCAGUUGUUCAUUCUUAUGCUGGUGGUGAUAUGAAACGGCAAUAUAAACAAUUAUGUCAAUCAAUAUCACAGCAAAAUUUAAUCAAUUGUCUGAUUGACCUUAGCAAGGCAUUAUGGAAAAUAAUAUAUUCGUACUAUCAAGUAUUAAGUUGGCACAAUACUAAUUCGAAGCAUAUAGUUGAGAUCAACAAUGAUAAAGAAUCAGAUGGUCUUUUUAGCCAGCAAUACGUAAAACAAAAAUUAGAAACAGGCAUGGCAAGAAUAUGGCACGAUGUUGAAAUUAAAGUAUCAAUGUUAUUAAUCAGUGCGGAUAUCACUACUUACAAAUUUGAACAUUUCGUUCAAAUUUUGGGGACAAUCAAUAGGUUAACGGAAGUAGGAAAAGAAUUGUGUGAUAGUAAAUCAGAAAACCUUCAGAAAUCGAUGAAAGAACAAUGCUCCCGAUAUUUCUUUCAUUAUCAUGCUUCACGUCUGGAUGAAUUACGGAUAUUUCUUGAACAUGAUGGCUGGGAAUUAUGUCCAGUGAAAUCAACGUUUGUUGCGACUCAGUUACAAGAAUUCAAGAGUCUACGACCAGCGUUGGUGAAUUGUAAAAGCUGGAAUAGCAUAGAAGACUUGAAUGUAUCUGUUCAAGAAAAUUCUACAACCAACAGUGGAUGGCUUCAAAAAUAUCUUGAAAAUGAUAUGUCACCUUUCGACAUCGGUCUUGAUGAAACAAUAGAUGAAGAUAUACUUGCGAAUCUCAAUGAUGAAGAAUGUGAUUAUAUUUCGGAAGAGUCUGAUGAUGAUCUUGAUGAAGAGUUUAAAAUUGAAUUUAUUAGUAGAAAAGAUAAUAUAAGAGCAUCGAAGAGAAAACCAAAACCUACAUAUGUCGGUCCUAUGGUAACAAAUACAACGCUUAAUGUGUUGAGAGUUUGUGGAAGAUAUUUACAAAUGUCUCGAUUAUUAAGUUCGAUAGCUGUUGAUGUAAUCCAAAAGAUGGUUCAGUUUUUUGAAUUGUGUUUAUAUACUAUUUAUCUAUUUUUUACGUCUGACUUGCAAAUUACCAGUGAUAAAUUAUAUAGUCCUAAACUUAAGCUAACAUUAGCACGUAUUAAAGAAAGUCUUAUUAUUGAUGAAACCUCUGAGGAUACAAAUAACUCCAACCACAAAGUUCGUUGUCCUCAGUUAUCAUCAAUUGUAAACCUGACGCAAGAUGACAAAUUAUAUGGUUUGGCAGAGCGAGUAGUUGGUGUUGAAUCUCUUAUUUUUUUGGGACAGCAGUAUGAAAGUUUACAGAGUUUUCUGAAACAAUUAAUAGCCAGUAGUCCAGAACGAGGAUUUUUAAAUCAAUUUUAUAUACAAACAAUCGAAUCUGCUACUGAUCUACGAAAACCUGUGUAUAUGGCUGUUGUAUCUAAAUUUUUUGAUGUCACAAAUAUUUUAAAUUUAAUGAAUCGAGUUAAUUGGGAGGUAAAAGACGUCAUGUCUCAGCAUAGUGAUUAUGUUGAUUCAAUUUUACAAGAAUGUAAAGUAUUUGCAAAGCGACUUGAAGACAUUAGUUAUAUUGUGCCUUUAUCAGUAGAAGUUAAAAAUGCUAUUUGGGAAAAUGUUGCCCACUUAAUUACACAUACGUUAGUAGAGGGCUUUUCUAAUACAAAAAAAUGUUCAAAUGGUGGCAGAGGAUUAAUGCAGUUAGAUUUUACACAAUUGAAGUCUAAGUUUGAAAUGAUUACAAAUAUCAGACCAAUGCCACAUAGUGAAUAUGUAGAACUUUAUGUGAAAGCGUACUAUAUUCCAGAAAAUACACUUGAGGAAUGGGUAAAAGAACACAAGGAAUAUUCUGUAAAACACUUGGUUGGUCUAAUCUCUUGUGCGUGUCAGAAUAACAAGAAGUCACGACAACGAUUGAUUGGAGUUAUAGAAGGCCCACGUUCAAAUCGGUAACAGCAAAUUCAAUGGGAUGCCGAUGACGGUUAAUCCCAAAAUAUGACAAUUGUUUAAUUUUUCAGUCAGUUUUGAUUUUUUAUGUUCAAUGAAUUUUAUAAAAAGAGUUUAUUAUUAUAUACAAAAUAAUUUAUAGUAUUUACCAGCGAUUCAUCUUAUGAUAUAGAGUAUAAAACAAAAAAUUAGAAUCUCAAUGAUUUAAAAUCAAUGAUUAAUCAUUUUGGUCUUAAGUUUUUCAAUUUUCAGUAUUUAUCAUGAUUUGUUUAAACUGAU